Messenger RNA from Zerene cesonia (dogface butterfly), 1705 nucleotides. It is a transcript of the gene BGRP2, whose product is annotated as beta-1,3-glucan-binding protein-like. Lineage: Eukaryota; Metazoa; Arthropoda; Insecta; Lepidoptera; Pieridae. Gene Ontology annotation, biological process: carbohydrate metabolic process. The transcript is spliced from 5 exons. Gene Ontology annotation, molecular function: hydrolase activity, hydrolyzing O-glycosyl compounds. The annotation marks the transcript as partial. The record is from RefSeq and is a predicted model, not a curated record.
ACUGGUCGCGUUUGUAAAGCUACAGCCAUGGGGUCAAAUAUUUUGCCGCCGAUAGUUAGUGGUCGUAUAAGGUCCAAAUUUGCGUUCAAAUAUGGUUCUAUACAUAUUAGAGCUAAACUACCACUUGGCGAUUGGAUAUACCCAGAAAUUCUUCUAGAACCACUAUCCAAUAAAUAUGGAAGUUUACAUUACUCUUCUGGAAUUUUAAAAAUAGCGAUGGUCAGAGGUAAUGCAGAGCUAAAUAAACCUAAAUUUAAUAGCAAGGUAUUAAAAGGAGGCCCAGUUUUGAACUCCCAAUGUAGGGGAGCGUUUGAUUUUUACUCUAAAGAAACAUCGGAUGGACGGUCGUGGGGGGACGACUUUCACAAUUAUUCAGUAACAUGGUCACCAGGAUCAAUAGAAAUGUUAGUGGAUGGAAAAUCGUGGGUCAAAUACAGACCGGGCGCAACAGGUCUCAGGUCUUGGCUACCGAGAAGUUGCAGAGGGAGCUGGUACAAUCUUCUGGAGGGCGCGCCGAAGAUUGCACCGUUUGAUGACUACUUCUACAUUACCUUUGGAGUAGCUGCUGGAGGCUUCUUCGAAUUCCCAGAUGACCUGGUGACUGGUGAUGGAAACCCUAAGCCAUGGAGGAACGGUGACCCCAAAGCAGUUUAUAACUUUUGGGAAAAGAAAGAUGAUUGGAUUGAUACUUGGGAAGAUCCCGAACUUAUCGUGGAUUCUGUUAAAGUUGUAGCUUUAUAAGCAGUUAAAAGAAAUAUAAUCGUUGUUGGAAUACGUUAUUUUACAAAUAAUUAAAUAAACAAUUAGAACAUAUCUAAAGUUAUACUAUAGUUUUGCAUGAAAUAUUUUUAAGAAUAAUAGGACUGUAGGAAUGCAUUAGAUUAAUAGCAGAAUGAUAGAAAAAUUAUACUAGAAGAUAAUGUAGUACCUACCUACGAAUAUGAUUCUCUUAAUAAAAUAUGUAUAAUUGAACAUUUAUAUAUAUUAUAUGAGAGUUAUUAUUUAUUUGUAUAUGCAAAUUUAAAAGAGCUUAAUCACAGUAAUUACUUCGCUACAUCAGUAAACAAAUAAUGCAGACAGACACCCAUACAGGCAUAUUGAAUAAAGAGAAAGAAAGAAAGAUUAUGUAAAACCGCAUAAUGAAGUUCGCGAAUAACGGUAUUCAGAUAGUAGGUAUGUCUUUCUCUGUGUGCGGUCAGAAAAAACAAGCUAUGCGAGGAAAGAUUUAUUAUUUUUUCAAUAUAAGAAGACAUUUCACCGCUUCUUGCCUAAUUUAAACAUAAUGAAAUAUAUUUAAAUGUACACAAUAUUAGUAACUAAGACUAUUAUACAGAUAUUUUUCAUUAUUUUAUAGAACAAGUAAUAUUAUUGACCACAUAAUACAUAUCCUGUUCUGAUUUAAAAUUAUACAGGAAGAAAUACGACAGAACGAAAGCAAUUAUUAUAGCUAAAAAUACACAGUUUCCAAGUGGUAAUACGGUUCAUCAGAAAUAGUGACAUUCGUAGCGAUGGACACCGCGCAGUCUUCACCCGGCCUCUUCUGAAUGAGAAUAAAAUAUGCAUCACCUUUCAUUAUUUUUACCCUCGCCGGCUCCGAUAACGGGCCAUCUUCGUUCAUUUUAUACGCUAGAAUUCGUAUCUCGUACAGCGUGUUGUAAUUGACGUUGUAUACUUUAGCUUUUUGAGUAGAUACAUUGUUUAUGAC